Molecule: messenger RNA, 1068 nt
Organism: Actinia tenebrosa (Australian red waratah sea anemone)
Lineage: Eukaryota; Metazoa; Cnidaria; Anthozoa; Actiniaria; Actiniidae
Product: neuropeptide S receptor-like
Biological process (GO): G protein-coupled receptor signaling pathway
Cellular component (GO): plasma membrane
Molecular function (GO): G protein-coupled receptor activity
Source: RefSeq, a predicted model, not a curated record
UCUUUCGAAUGGGAAGAUUUCAUUAGGCAACCCUGAUGGAUGACAACGCCAUUCGAAACAUUGUGAUUACCGUUGUUGGAGCUUUACUGAUAUUCUUUGGCAUUUGUGGUAACUCGUUGGUAGCCAUUGCAAUCUGGAAAAAAAAUUACCUUCGAUCUACAGCCAAUUAUCUUUUGUUGAACGUAGCCCUUGCUGACAUUACAAGCCUGACAUUCCUACCUCUAGUGCUUGUUUCAAUAUACGGCAAAUUCCAACAAGGAAUUACAGCAGAUUUACUUUGCAAGUUUCUUAUUUCUGUUCACAUACCUCUCACUGCAAAUUUUGCUGCAGUCUUUACUCUGGUUGUGUUGUCAGUAGAGAAAUACCAUGCUAUAGUGAAGCCAAUGAAGUCGGGCUUUAGACUUAGAGAGGACACCGUGAAAUACGCUAUUAUUGUCGUAUGGACAAGUGCCAUAGCGAUGACUUUGCCAAUGUACAUUUUUGGAAAAUAUGCAAGGUACAAGACAAAACUGUUUUGUGAUUAUGACGCUACAGAAGAUGCAAUGAGCCCCUAUCUUUAUGUUCUGGCUGCUAUCGUUAUUUUCAUUCCAUUCAUCGUCAUCAGUUUCUGUUACUUUCAAAUCGUUCGUGAGCUGUAUUUCAAGAACAAAGUGGCACCACAGAACGUAACAACUGCAGCAGAAGAUAACAUUGCCAAACGUAAGCUCGUAAAGCUUUCCCUCUCGAUUACCUUAGCUUUAUUAGUCUGUUUCUUUCCUCUGGCCUUGUCAAUGUGCCUGAGGGCUUAUAACAAGGAAAAACUUAAAAGUAAAUACAUUCAAGAUUUUGGUUCCCUCUUGUACGUACUUAAGGUAGUGUUAAAUCCAUUCCUGUAUGCAUUUCAGAGCACCAAUUUUCGGCAGGCUUUUAAGGAAAUGCUCAAGUCUAAACUGUGUCCCUGCUGCAAAUAAUCAGUUAUAUUGAAUAAUUACAUAGUCAUCUCGUUCAUAUAGCAAGCGCUUUUCCGAACUUCGUUCCAUUUUACGAAAAAGAAUCGAACGUUUCAUUAGUUUGUUUAGGGAACGUUAA